GGCCCUUCCGGCGGGGCAGGGAGGGGGCCGCUGGGUACGCGCAGGGCGGCGGGGGCAGCAUGGCGGAAGACGAGAGCGACCAGGAGGCGGAGCGCCUCAGCGAGGAGCUGGAGGCCCUGGCGCCGCCGGGCCCGCCGCCGCCGCUGGGCAGCCAGGCCUACUGCCGCCGCUUCUGUCAGGUUGUUGAAGACUAUGCUGGAAGAUGGCAGGUUCCUUUGCCUCAGCUUCAGGUGCUUCAAACGGCUCUCUGUUGUUUCACGUCUGCCUGUGUAUCAUUUCCAGCUGAAUGUGAGCACGUACAAUAUGUAUUGAGUAGCCUAGCUUUGAGUUUUUUUGAAUUGCUGCUGUUCUUUGGAAAGGAUGAGUUCUAUGAAGAUCCUUUGAAAGAUAUUUUAGGUUCAAUCCAGGAAUGUCAGAACCUUCUAAAUAGAUACAGAAAUAUGAACCUGGAACUAGUGACUCGAAUCAUUCGAGAUGGUGGACCAUGGGAGGAUCCAGUAUUACAAGCAAUUCUUAAAGCAAAGCCUGUAUCACAGGACUUAGUUAACAAAUAUUUAAGCUCUGAAAAUCCACUGUUCUUUGAACUACGUGCCAGAUACCUUAUUGCCUGUGAACGCAUCCCUGAGGCAAUGGCUCUUAUCAAAUCUUGCAUAAAUCAUCCAGAUAUCAGUAAAGAUCUGUAUUUCCAUCAAGCUCUUUUCACCUGUCUUUAUAUGUCACCAUUAGAAGAUCAGCUAUUCCAGGAGCACUUGUUGAGGACUGAUUGCAAGAGUGGAAUUGAGAUCAUCUGCAACACUGAAAAAGAAGGGAAGACUACCUUAGCCUUACAACUAUGUGAAUCGUUCCUAGUCCCACAGCUCCAAAAUGGGGACAUGUAUUGUAUAUGGGACCUGAUCUUCAUUUGGAGUAAACUACAGCUUAAAUCUAACCCCUCAAAACAAGUAUUUGUUGACCAGUGCUACCAGCUUUUAAGAAUUGCUACAAAUGUCAGAGUAAUUUUUCCUUUCAUGAAAGUCAUUAAGGAUGAAGUCGGUGAGGAUGGUCUUCAGAUAUGCGUUGAGAUAUGUGGAUGUGCCCUGCAGUUGGACCUCCGUGAAGAUCCCAGUAUGAAAAGUCUUAUUUACAAAGCAAUUGCUCACUUUCUGCCAAAUGACUUGGAGAUCCUCAGAAUCUGUGCGCUUUCAAUCUUUUUUCUUGAACGCACCUUGGAAUCUUACUACACUGUUGAACAUUUAUAUAAAUGUGCGGAUGAAGAAUACAAUGAAUGCACUAGUUCUGUUCAAAACCGUGUGCGUUUUGAAUUGCUUCCAAUUUUGAAAAAAGGUCUGUUUUUUGAUCCUGAGUUUUGGAAUUUCUUGAUGAUCAAGCAGAAUUGUUUAGCAUUACUGGGGGAUAAAGCCUUUGUUGGCUUAAGUGAAAGUACACUGGAAAACUCUACUGCAAAUGUAGAGAAGCUAACAGAGUACAAGGCUCUGAGUGAGGAGCAUGUCUGUCCAGCAGAUGUAAGCAAGGGGGAGCUUGACUCUGAAGACCUGUCUGAAGCCCAGUCCAAAGGUAAUGCCAAAAAGAACCAUGAAGCUCCAGAGGCAUCUAAAAUGUUGGAUAAUACUUUACCAAGCCACCGCUGUGUGAUAUGCAACAAGGAAUUCCUUGGUGAUCACAUUGUGAGACAUGCACAAGCUCACCAAAAAAAGGGCAGUUUUUCCUGUGUACUUUGCACCAGAAAGUUCAGGCAAAAGGGGCUCAUGCUGAAGCACUUAAAGAAUCAUGUCAGAAAGAUAGAAAGGCAACAUCUUGCUGCAGUUCUUGAGGCUGAUCAGCAGGCCCCUGUUUUAAAUGAACUAGAAUGUUCUGAUGUUUCUCUCUCUCUUGAAAAUGGGAAUUCUGGUGUUUCUAAAGAAGAGGAACCAGAGAUUGCAAUAGCUCCAAGUGCAGUUGCAGAAGAGGAGAACAUUGAACAGGUAUUUGAUGCAGUAGAAAACCAUCUAAGUGACCAGGAUGAUGUUACCGAAAACAGUAGUUGCGACAGCUGUUUUAAUAAUAUUCCUGAUGCUUUAAGUACAGAAAGUUUGCCUGAAGAUGAUGAGAGCUCCAGUAAAGAGUCACCUAUUCUACAUAAAGUGAAUGGAGCUUUUUGUUCUCAAAAAGACAUUGAUGCUAUGGAUCAAGAAGGAAGCUUUAAGUGCCCUGCUAAUGGUUGUGCUAGAGUGUUUAAAAAGAUAAGAUUCCUCAAUAAACACGCAAGAAAAGCUCAUCCAACUGAUUUGAAGGUGCAGCAACACAUAAUGAAAUGGAAUAAAGGAAAAUGUCGGUUCUGUCAGAGAAAAUUUGCUGAUUCCCAACAUUUUAUAGACCACCUGAAGAGACACGUGUAUCCAAAUGUUUACUUUUGUUUACACUUUAAUUGUAAUCAGAGAUUUAAGCUGUCAACUGAGCUUGCAGAGCAUACAAAAAGUCAUAAUGUUUUUAAAGCUCAGUGUAAUUUUGCAGAGUGCUGUGAGCUAUUUGAGGAGCUCCCUUUGCUGUAUGAACAUGAGGCUCAACAUUAUUUAAAUAAAACUCCAGAAUGCUCAGAAGACGCAAGUGAAAAAGAUUCUUCAGAUGACCCUUCAGAACUUUGUAGUUACCAAGAUGAUGACGAGUCCAUUAAUGAAAAAGAAACCGUAGAUUUACCAAUUCCAACUUGGAAGGCAAGGAAGGAUUCUACAGAACCAAAGACAUACAUUCAAAGUGUAGAGAAAAAAGCAAACAAUGUAAUCCAGAACGGAAAUGAAAGUUCAUCUGAGGGGAAUGCUACAGUUCUGAUAGACCAAAAGACACCUGUGUUACAGCCAAAUCCUGAGAACUGUAAUGCUGUCAGUGACCAACUAGUCAAUGGGCACAGCGACCCGGAUCAGACAUCAUCAAAGUCAUCAGAAACACCUUUGGACAGAGUGGCAGAUGAAACAAGGACAGAGAAUGGGUCGGUGUUACCUGUUUUACAGAACUGUCACGAUAUACCACAGAAUAAUGCUGCUGCCUCACAGUUACCUUCUAAACCAAAUCAGACAGAGAAUACUUCAUAUGGUGUCAUCUUAACAAAACCAUAUGUUAGACCCUUGCCUCCAAGUUACCUUGAUGAACGAUACAUUAGCAUGCCAAAACGUAGAAAAAUGUUGACUGAUAAAGUAGAUGCUCACUCUGAACAAGACAAAUUUUGUAGCAAAUCAACAGAAAGAUUUAGAUGUGGCAACUGCUUGACCAUCUACUGUAAUUCAGAAGCACUUGAGGCUCACCUUGCACAAAAGAAGUGUCAGACGCUCUUUGGAUUCGAUUCAGAUGAUGAAAGUGCCUGAUUCAACAUUGUGGGAAAAUGUAUCAAACAAGGAGUGGUGUCAGAACACUACAUGAAGAAGCAGCAGUUUGUUUCCCAGUUGGCCUUAAAUCAUAAAGCAGUCUCAAAUUACUAAAGAAAAACGUGACCUUGAUAAAGACAAAGCACAUUUUCUAGACAGAACUCACAGAGGAAUAAUAGGAGCUCUGCAGUUUUUGAGUCCAGAAAGGUUGCUACAAAUCCCCAAAGUACCAGUUAUCCAAAAAGCCACAUCCAUUUCAAAUGCAUAAUUGGAGCUUCGUGGCACAGUCUUUCUAGCACAAAGGUAUAAAGAAAACAAUGCAUACAGCUGAGCAGGCAGAGAAAACAGAGGUAGUAAUUGCCUUAUGGAAAUAAAAACAGCUGGUUCUUCAAGCUGCUGUAGUUAAAAAAUAAAAAAAUGUAUGAUUAAAGGCUGUCCAUCCACACAGCUUGGAAGGAGUCUUUCAAGAAGGUGUCACUUCAUGAUGAAACAGAUAAAUGUGUACAGGAACCAAACAGUGUUUUUUCAGAGGAAAAAUGUAGAAAGAAAUCUAAGAUGGAUGGAAAGCUCUCAUAUCAAAACUGACAACAAUAAAUAACAAAAAAAAUCUUGAAGUGCAGAGCAUGCAAAGAAAAAGUGCAUUGAUGUGAUAUUAAGUAAGUUCUGCACAGUGGAAAUCAGAUGCAUGCAAGAGAAGCCCUUUUCAGGGCUAUGGUUACAGUACACGUUGAAUGUCCCGUAAAACAUCUGUUUUAGGUGCAGGAAGACUAAUACAAGCAGUACAUGCAAAAGUUGUGUGGAUAUUACCAGAAGCAGACUGAAAAAUCAAUGCAGAAUGUGCAGGGGGUAGACAUGCACUACAGGGCAGAGUUAAACUGAUUUUAUACAAAUACAGAGGUCCUUUCAGCUGUUGGUAUGAUUGAAAAGAACUUCAGAAGGCUUCUUUUAUAAUAAAGGGGAAAUAAUGAAGACAGACAAACCAGAGCAUGCAUGUCAAGUUAGAAAAGAUCUGGAACAGCCUGUUUCCACACGUGGUAUUACGUAGUGGUGACUGGUCACAGCUCAGUACUGUAACAAAUUAUUUACUGUCUCAAGGGAGGGAGAAAACGUAUCAACUCAGCCUUAAGACAUAGUACAACCCUAUCUAGCAGCAUCUCUUGAAAAGAUAACUUUCCCAGAAGUUAGUGAAGGACUUACUUCAAUGUUAAGCACUUUAUCCAGCAACUGACUGUUCAUAAAAAUAAUCGGAAGGAUGUUGUGAAGAUAAGAAAUUUGAGUCUUUCUCUUCUAUACAUCAUCAUUGAAAGACAGGAUAUUUGGAAACCAAAAAGAUGCUGUUGUAGUUCUUGAUUUUUCAUGCCCCAAACAGAGUUGUGGCAAACAUGCACCCUGUUUAAUUACUGUGCUAAUUUAUCCUCUAAUAACUAUCUUAUUCUGCCUUGCCACCAUAAAAAGUUUGAGAUCCUGUUUUGUGUCAUUAGGUGAAAAUUUUCAUGUGAUUGUAGCCACAAAGUAAUGAUGAAAAAUGGUGUAUAUGGAUGGAGUCAUCACAGAAAUGUAGGACAGCGAAGACCAAUUGUUCCUGCUCAGCUGGUUUGCUUACUGACUAGUUCAUCUCAAUGUAUGGAUGGCGUAGUAGGAUGAUCAACUUGCUUAAAUCAACAGAUACACAAAAAUUCAAAAUAAAAAAGUAAAAAAUCAAGGCAUAAAUAGAAGAUCUGUUCAUUGUAGCAAUGGCUCACACUUGUAAACCUAAGGGUUUCAUUGUAAAAUAGGCUGUUAAAUAGUUCUGGAACUUAAUAGUUCAGUAAUGCCUCUGCUAAUAAUUCUCUGUGAAAUUACAGAUAUUUGCAUUAAUUCUGCUUCCUUUUCCUCUCCUGAGGUAAAAAUGCAAAUUCAAAAUCAUGCUUUUUCUAAAUUCUAGAAAUUUUUUGCCUUAAUUUUGAGUUGGAUUAACAUAAAAGGUUAUAAAAUUAUGAUCACAGGUAUGUGUACAUUACAUUAAUACCAAUGGCUGGCCCACUUUGAGAGAUCUUUAUGACAUUUGAGGCACCAAAGAAUUUUUUUUGCUGUUGCAGAAGUGAUUUAAAUGCAUCAUUCAUAUAUAUUGCAUACACGCUAUAUAUAAAUAUUUACAUAUAUAAAUACAUUAAAAAUUUUUCAACAUAAGGGGGACCGUCUCAGCCAAAUGCACUUUUGAUGUUUUUCUUGCUUCAAAUUACCACGUAGUUUUUAAGGACCCAAUUACCAUCUCGAAUGUUCCUGGGUUCCCCCUUUCUUUGUUUAACAUUGCUAAUCAGUUAAAUUUGCUUAGGUAUAUUUGGAAAAAAAAAAAAAGACAAUUAUAAAGUAUUAUGGCUUUAAAAAUCCGAGAAAUCAUUGAGUAAGAUAUGACAAAUGUUUGUGUAAAGUCUUUUAAGUGUACCUUUAAUCUUUGGUGCUUUUUACCUUUUCCUGGAGCUCCAUGUAUUUGAAGAUGCUUUAAAAACAUGAUUAAGACUUGUGUUUUUUUCUUUUGGUUUAAAGUGUGUAGAUAAAUGCAUCUAUGUAUGUGCAUAAACUGUGACCAUAAUUUUUUUGUACCUGUAUUAAACUCAUUUUUGUUCAAAAAUGCUUUUCUUGGACACCACCAUUUGUUUAUACCACGUGUUCUGAAUACACACUUGAGAGAUCUGGAAGACUGAGUUCUAAUGUAGGUGAAUAUUAGGUCACCUAACACCUGUCAAAAGUACUUUAAAUUGACUUGAAGUAGCAAGGGGGUUGUAACAGUUUUGUUUUCAGUAAUGAUUUUACUUCAAAAGACACUGUAUUUUCUUUAAACUGUUCUCGAAUACCUGUUGGUAUUCUCAGAUAGGUGCAGUAUAAAGCAACUUUAA
Messenger RNA from Cygnus olor (mute swan), 6211 nucleotides. RefSeq names its product zinc finger protein 654 (gene ZNF654). Gene Ontology annotation, biological process: regulation of transcription by RNA polymerase II. The transcript has 9 exons. Gene Ontology annotation, molecular function: DNA-binding transcription factor activity, RNA polymerase II-specific; DNA binding. The record is from RefSeq and is a predicted model, not a curated record. NCBI's taxonomy places the organism in Eukaryota, Metazoa, Chordata, Aves, Anseriformes, Anatidae. Gene Ontology annotation, cellular component: nucleus. Bases 60 to 3335 code for a protein of 1091 amino acids.